Molecule: messenger RNA, 1518 nt
Organism: Penicillium brevicompactum
Lineage: Eukaryota; Fungi; Ascomycota; Eurotiomycetes; Eurotiales; Aspergillaceae
Product: aminoglycoside phosphotransferase family protein
Exons: 3
Coding region: 1-1518 (505 amino acids)
Source: RefSeq, a predicted model, not a curated record
AUGGACUCAAAUCCAACAAGGUAUACCUCGUAUGAGGCGACUGUCCGGCUUAUUGAAGCUGCCCGGCUUACACCGACUGAGCACUCGAUCUGGAGAGCAUUUCUGGACGAGGCGAUCGAUCCGGAAUACGCAGCUCGAUAUAUCUGGGAAAGUAUCAAUACCUCUUUUGGUCGCUCUCCAGAGCAGGUGUUGGAUGAGUUGAAAUCUCACUGGAAGCAAGUUGUCACAAAACUGGCUCGGAGAGACCCAGUGUCCUUUGAAGCAAAAUGUCUGACCGAGACUCGUGAUGGUUCACAUUGCUUCAUGUUAUGUCGAAAGCGAUCGAGCCCUAGCAUAUCCAUUUCAUUUGAUCAUGUUCGGGUGAUCCCACCGAGUCUCUUUGACGGCCAUGACAUGGAUCCUCCGUAUUUUGUUUCCAGGCAGUUUCCCGAGCCUUGUGGCUCACUAUUCCUCAGCGAUGGCCGCAAAUGGGAUAAUGCAAUGCAGAUGUUCAUAAUGGAGACACGAGACUCCGAUCUACCUCUCCCAGAUCCAUUCCUAUUACGAACACAUUUCCGUCUCGCGGUUUCAUUACAUCUUUUUUAUGUCGAAGAGCGAAUUUCUGAGGGUUGGCCCUCGCUUCAGUCAUGUAUGAAACACGGAUCCUUCACAAGCGGAACAAGAGAGGCUAACUUAUCUACUUUGGACAGUCUCCUUGAGUCUAGCAUCUCAGAAGAGGCUCCGCUCUCUCUGGCAUGUUGUACCAAAGGCGAUUCAUGUUCAGUGCUAUCGCAUUCUUCUCAACUAGGGAAACAUCUCUACGAACGGUCCUUUACUGGCCUCGUGCAUCACCUGCCGUUCGGGCUGUACGCGAAAGAAUGCAGCCGCUCCUCUGAUAACGAAGGCGAAGCCUUGCGCUUGGUAGAGCAAUACACCUCGAUACCAUCACCCCUUUGGGUGGAUGAAUACCACGACAAGCUGACCGUUCUCGUCAUGACCGCUGUGUCUGGGCAACCGCUGGACACGGUAUUUCACCGGCUCUCGUAUUCAGAGCGCGAGCAACUGUCAAAAGACUUGAAAUCUGCCCUUUCGCAGCUGCGUUGCAUUCCAAAUAAGACCUCGCACGCAUUCAGUAACACUUGCGGUGGCCCAAUGAUAGAUCAUCGGUUUCCCUCCGGAUCUCGUGGCCCGUUCCACCUUAUCUCUGAAUUCAAUGCCUUACUCGUCCAUGGCUGUGUACGCCAAGGGACAAAAGCGAAAAUCACCUCUGUGCAUGCCCGUCAGUACCGAUCUGUCUUCACCCAUACGGACCUCCACCCCAGCAAUAUUCUUAUAGACCGUGGACGUCUGUCUGGGAUUGUGGACUGGGAAUGCGCCGGCUUCUUUCCUGAGUACUGGGAGUUCACUAAGCUGACGUAUGGGGCUAUGCACGAUGCAGAACUUCGACAAAUCAUUCGAGGUGCAUUUACGGAGGGUGGCUAUGAAGAAGAGUUGGAAGCUGAGAAGCUACUCUGGUCUGACACACCGUUUGGUGUCUAG